AUGCAGUUGGUUCUCGUCGUCACCAUGUGUGGUCAUGCUGGAUGCCAUAUCAUUGACCUAUCCAGCACCAAGGUUUAUAAGCCACUGGGUGAAAAUGUCGACUGCACUUUCUAUUACAGCAAAAAGCCAUGUUUCCAAUGCAUUUAUUCAAGGAAAUAUGCCUUAAAUGCACACCACAAAUGGGUCAAAGUCCAAUCGCCGCCGAGCUUGGGCGAUGAACAAUACAUGAACGAUGCUGCUGAGGGUAACAAUACCGAGAAGCAGAAGAACGCCGACUAUUAUAACGUUGCGAGGCGUUUCAAGACAACAGGUAAUGCUUUGCGACGGGUUUUGAGCAAAUUGGACUCUGCUAUCAAAAGCCUAAAGCGAGAAUGA
Coccidioides immitis RS is the source of this 375-nucleotide messenger RNA. RefSeq lists its product as uncharacterized. Bases 1 to 375 code for a protein of 124 amino acids. NCBI's taxonomy places the organism in Eukaryota, Fungi, Ascomycota, Eurotiomycetes, Onygenales, Onygenaceae. The record is from RefSeq and is a predicted model, not a curated record. The transcript is spliced from 2 exons.